AUCGUCAGUCUUCGUCUCUCUGGCCCGGGAUUGGUCGAGGAGCUUUACUUUCCAAUAAUAUAAACAUGUCUACUGCUCGCCUGGCUUGAACCAAGGCUUACAGGGGACUGUGCAGUUCUACAUCAAACUGUAUAAAAACUCUCAUUAUGUAUUUGCCUGUGUUGUUGCAGGGGCUGAAUCUUUAUCACUGCUAGAGAAUAUGCACAUAGCUGCACGUGCACGCGUGAGGAAACGAGGAUACCCUGCUGCCGCUGCUGCAAGAAAGAGAGAGGGGGACUCUGCCGUGCUUUCAUCAUUAUAAUCACCAUCCUAAGUACUAGCUCUUAACAUUUUGUUUUUCGGUGUUCAGGCGAGAAGUGACAAGAAUAUAGACCCCUCCUCUGCAGGGCGGAGCGUGCAUUUUCAUUUCGUAUUUUGUAUUUUUUUUAUUUUUUUUCUACCCCUGUUCCCUGCUCUGACACGUCUGCACUGAGUGAGUGGCAUUGGCACACUGUCAAUCGCUCACUACCGCUGCCAUCAAACAACAUAAAACACACACAGGCAGAGGCUGGAGCUCAUAAAUUUCAGCAGGGCAAGAUAUUUUUUGCGCAUCGCCUUUAUACAGCGGUUGUAUCCUAAUUAAUUUCUUCUCGCUGUUGCUUUUUUCUAAACAGAAAUCUCCCAACUUUUUUGUACAUUUCAUAUUUUUAUAGUCACAUUUGGACACCUUAUGCAGUAGAUUGUGUAUUUUUUAACACUGUCAGUUGUCGCGGGAGUCAUUUCUGCACAUUUAUAGUUGGCAACACCUGCAAGCCUAAGAUUUUUUCUUUUGAUUUGUUUACACGUUUCCACAUUGGAUAUUUUUGUUGCCGGUGCUUUCACGAGGAGGAUUUGGACAUUUUCUUUUUCUUUUUUUUCCUGGAGAGGAAAUGCGCCGGGAAUCCCAUGAAGAGAGCGCUAAUAAAUGAGAGAUCACCAAGGAGCGUUUCUGUCUACACCACCCGUCAAAUCCCAGAGAGAAGACAGAUUGGCAUGAGGAUUCGUGCGGGAUACGAUGGACCGUCAAUUUUGAUAAAGAAGUUUUAAGAAGAAGAAGAAAACGAUUUAUGCAUUUUUCUACAAACACGGUCACGCGUUUUGGCACUUUGGACCGCGCGUAAAAAAAAAAAAAAGCAGAAGCGAGAGGACAGCGAGAACUUGGACACAAGAUUUUACGCUAUAACAUCACUGCUAGUCUUCGUUUUUUAAAAAUAAAAAAGCCUGUGCGCUCUUGUGUCGCUGAAGAACCCCACAGCCGUUGCAUCCCUUCAGUCUGCGGCACAUGUUGUAGCCGAUUUCGUAUAUGAGUUUUUCAAUUUGUGUGGCUCAGUGCACAGACUCUUUAUCGGCUACUAUGGACGAUCAAGCCCGGAUCAUGCAGUCGAUCGGCGGUGUCAGUCUGGCUGGCCACUCGGUACAGGGAGGCAUGGCACUGCCGCCUCCACAUGGACACGAUGGGACAGACGGAGACGGAAGAAAACAAGACAUUGGUGACAUUCUCCAUCAAAUAAUGACCAUAACUGAUCAGAGUCUGGACGAGGCGCAAGCAAAGAAACAUGGACUGAACUGUCACAGAAUGAAACCAGCACUCUUCAGCGUUCUCUGUGAAAUCAAAGAAAAGACAGGUCUCAGCAUCCGCGGCGCCCAGGAGGAGGACCCCCCAGACCCCCAGCUCAUGCGUUUAGACAACAUGCUGCUCGCGGAGGGCGUGGCAGGACCAGAGAAAGGUGGCGGAUCUGCUGCUGCCGCAGCUGCAGCCGCGGCCUCGGGCGGGGCGGCCGACAACUCCAUUGAACAUUCCGACUACAGAGCCAAACUCACCCAGAUCAGACAGAUCUACCACACAGAGCUGGAGAAGUACGAACAGGCAUGUAACGAAUUCACUACCCAUGUGAUGAACCUGCUGAGGGAACAGUCUCGCACGCGGCCCAUCUCUCCCAAAGAGAUUGAGCGCAUGGUGGGAAUCAUCCACCGCAAGUUCAGCUCCAUCCAGAUGCAACUGAAACAGAGCACCUGUGAGGCUGUCAUGAUCCUGCGCUCCAGAUUCCUCGAUGCCAGGCGGAAAAGGAGAAACUUCAGCAAGCAGGCGACAGAAAUUUUGAACGAAUACUUCUACUCGCACCUCAGCAACCCGUAUCCGAGCGAGGAGGCUAAAGAGGAGCUGGCCAAGAAGUGCAGCAUCACAGUUUCCCAGGGGGUGGGAAGCACCAUCACAGUAUCACAGGUAUCCAACUGGUUUGGCAACAAAAGGAUCCGGUACAAGAAAAAUAUCGGCAAGUUUCAGGAAGAAGCCAACCUGUAUGCCGCCAAGACUGCUGUAAAUGCAGCACACGCUGCAGCCGCUGCAGUGCAGAACAGCCAGGCCAACUCCCCUACCACACCUAACUCCGGAUUCCAGAUGAAAGAUGAAGAGUUUCAGCUGGAUUCUGCAGAGAGCAAAAACACUCUUUUAAGCAACAUGUUUACUGGUUCUUCAGGUUCUUUUAACCUCCCAAACUCUGGGGACAUGUUCUUGAGCAUGCAGAGUCUGAAUGGGGAUUCUUACCAAGGGGCACAAGUCGGAGCCAAUGUACAGUCACAGGUGGAUACCCUGCGCCAUGUUAUCAGUCAGACGGCAGGAUACAAUGAUGCUCUUGGGGGCAACACGAUGUAUAGUCCACAUGGCUUAAAUGCUAAUGGGGGAUGGCAAGAUGCAACGACUCCGUCUUCUGUAAUAUCUCCGACAGAAGGACCUGGAAGUGUGCACUCCGAUACCUCGAAUUGAUCCGCUAUUAAUGCAUCUUCGCCUCAAGCUGGGCAUGGACUUUUUAACUGGCUGACCAACUGCAGAGGAUAUUAAAAAAAAAAUGUCACAACAAGAUUUGUUUUCCUGUACCUUAAAAUUUCCCAGAACCAUGCCACACAAAAUUAACAUCUUCCAUCACAAACACCGAGUGUUUCCUGAUUGUUCAAUGUUUUCGUUCUGUCUUCAUAAAUCAACCGUAAUCACCAUGCCCUUUUUUGUUUGUAGUAGGAGUAAGCACACACACACAUGUACAAAUAGAAAACAGCCCUCAGAUGUUACUCAGUAAACUUUCAGGAUAAUUAUCUUCUCUGAACUCAAAAUACUGGAUGACACUUGUGUAUUUAACGUGACAUUUUUAUGACAUUUUAAAUGCCCAUUUGUUUGAUUCUUGAUUUAAUUACCACUCUCCAUUUUGAUAAUUGGGUUCUCUUUCAGUUCUUACAAUACAUAGAUUAAAGCAGCUGUUUUCUUUGACUGUAAUGUGCUCGCAAUCUUGUCCGGCAACUCAACAAUGCUACUGUUGACAGCUCAAUGGCAGCUUUGUAGUUCCUUUCAAGAUUUAUUUUCGCCUUACAGCCGUGUACAUUAGUACAAGGGAAUGACUAUUCAAACUCUGGAACAUAAAGAAGUGUAAUUGAUUGCUUGACUAUAACAUGACACCAUUCCAUAUUUUAUAAUUUGAUGUUUAGUAUGUACAUAUGUAAACAUUUUUUUCUUUUUGUACUGCUUAUGGAAAUCAACAAAUCCCCCACAGUAGAUCAUUCCUUCAUGGCACAAGAGCAGGCCCCCAUUACACAGGAAAAGUUGUACAUAAUAUAGCUAAAGAGUAAUUAUACACCCCACCAAUCAAUCCACAGCUUUAUUACCUCAUUCCAAUCCAUAGAAACCAAUAAUUUCCAACUUUUCUGUAGCUUAGAGUGCUCACUUACUACCUCUAAACAAUAUCACCACCAUUGUUUCUUUUGCCCUUAUUUAAUGUUUUUAUGUAGUUAUUUUGAUUACAUCUUGUAACACUGUAAACUCUUCAUUCUCUAUGUAAUCUAAUGUAUAUUUUAAUCUUUUAAUAAAAUGCUGUUGCUGUACUGCAACUUAAAAUGACAAAAAUAAAAAAAAUGAAAAUGAUAACAAUAUUAAUACCAUGAAAAAUAGACGGGGAGUGCGUGGGGCGGGAUGAAGAAGUUGUUGGUCUGUGACUUUUACGAGGGGAGGGCGGGGGGUGCGAUGAACAUUGUUGAUAAAUUAACACUAAACAGUAAAACUGUUGUAAAUACUGAAGAAAAAAAACAUUUUGAAUGUUGCUCAUCUUGUUACUAAAUCAUGCAAAAAAAAGAAGAAAAAAAUCACUAUAAAAACUGUAAUGCAUAGAGGUUUCAGUAUUCAGAACUGUAAAUUUCCAGCUCUGUUCAACAGGGUUCAAGACUUCUUUUCUCUUUUUUCUAUUGUAUGUGAUUCUGAAACUGAAAAGUCAUGACAAAUGAUUUGUGGCAGUGAUUCUAAUGUAUUAAAGAUGUUUAGUGUUACUUUCUAACCAGACUACACCCUGGACUGAAAAGUCUUCCUUGUGGUAGUUGUGUAAUUUCAAACAUGAAUAAACCUUUUGCUUUCA
Messenger RNA from Lates calcarifer (barramundi perch), 4409 nucleotides. It is a transcript of the gene pbx3b, whose product is annotated as pre-B-cell leukemia homeobox 3b. The coding region runs from base 1322 to 2782 and encodes 486 amino acids. Gene Ontology annotation, molecular function: DNA-binding transcription factor activity, RNA polymerase II-specific; RNA polymerase II cis-regulatory region sequence-specific DNA binding. The transcript is spliced from 11 exons. Gene Ontology annotation, biological process: animal organ morphogenesis; eye development; brain development. The record is from RefSeq and is a predicted model, not a curated record. Lineage: Eukaryota; Metazoa; Chordata; Actinopteri; Centropomidae. Gene Ontology annotation, cellular component: nucleus.